This is a messenger RNA of Nicotiana tabacum (common tobacco), 777 nucleotides long. RefSeq lists its product as uncharacterized. Lineage: Eukaryota; Viridiplantae; Streptophyta; Magnoliopsida; Solanales; Solanaceae. The record is from RefSeq and is a predicted model, not a curated record.
UCAACUUCAAAUCCCAAGUGAAAAAACAAACUGAGAAAACACAGAAAAUAGAGAGAGAGAGAGAGAGAGAGAGAACAGUGAGAGAAAAUGGGCAGAGCUCCUUGCUGUGAAAAGCUUGGAUUAAAGAGAGGUCCAUGGAGUAAAGAAGAAGAUGACUUACUCAUCAAUUACAUUAAUAAACAUGGCCACCCUAAUUGGCGUGCACUUCCCAAACUUGCAGGUUUGUUAAGGUGCGGAAAAAGUUGUCGUCUCCGAUGGACUAAUUAUUUGCGACCUGAUAUUAAGAGAGGGAACUUUACUCCUGAAGAGGAAAACACCAUUAUCAAGUUGCAUCAAGUUCUUGGAAAUAGGUGGUCUGGAAUUGCAGCAAGGUUACCAGGACGAACAGAUAAUGAAAUAAAAAACAUUUGGCAUACUCGUUUGAAGAAGAGAGUGGAUGAUAAAUCUCAACCUCAAGAAACUCAAGAUAUAAAAGAUCAACAAACCAUGGAAACGUCAAAAUCCGAGGAAAAUUUUGAAACACGUUCAUCAGAACCCGAAAAUUCUAAGGAUAAUUCUGAAGAAAUAUCAAGUCCUAAAACAAACUCCCAGAUUCAAGAACAUCCAAAUACUCCGUCGUCAACAUUAUCUAGUGGAGAUUCAUGUUCAAACACAACUGCUACGAGUGCGAGUUCUCUUGCUGAUGAAUCAAGAGAUCAAAUACUGUUGGACAAUUUGCUUGAAGUUGACGACAAUUUUUGGUCCGAGGUACUAUGGGCACCAGCUGAAACUAAUGAC